GGCCUUACCCCCAAGAGCCCUGCGUGGGUCGGCGCAUGGUGGCUCGGUUCCCUGGUGACCGCUGCCAUGGGCCUCACCCUCGGCGUGAUGGCCUGCUCGUUCCCGAAGUACCUGCCCGGCUACGACGCGGCACGUGCCGAAAAGAGAAAUGACCAAACGGCCGUCUCGGUCAUCAGCAUGAUGCCGACGAGCGAGUUCGGCCAACGCAUCACCGACAUGCCCAAGGCGAUACGCCGGCUCCUGACCAACGUGCCCUUCCUGUUUCUCUGCGGCUCAUUUUCGUUCAGCCAAAUGUUCAGCACGGGCCUUACCGCAAUGUUGACGAAGUUCUUCGAGUCGCAGCUGGGUCUGCCGUCUGCCAGGAUUGCCUACAUGGUCGGGCCCAUCGUGCUCGUCGGUGGAGGUUUCGGCGCCAUCAUCGGUGGAGCGCUAGUGAGCCGCUGGAACCUGGACUACGAGGGCAUCAUGCGCCUCUGCAUGUACAACUGCUGCUUCUCCUGGUUCGGCGUGCUCAUCUUCACGUUCAGCUGCCCACAGGGCAUUUACGCCACGCCGGAUGGUUUUGUAGGCGAAGUAGUGACGUCGAGCUUCAGUUGGCAUUGCAACGCCGACUGCAACUGCACGGCCAGCCUCUUGAACCCGAUAUGCGGCGCUGAUGGCGUGGUCUACCUGUCUCCUUGCUUGGCGGGCUGUCACAGGGAUCUUCAGGUCAAAGACCUUAAGAUGUACAGCGGCUGCACGUGCAUCAACGGCACGAUGAGCGAAGUUCCCGGUGUGAGCUCCGACCGGCUGCUUCUGGAGCCGUGCAAGCGACGCGUUCGCGAUGCCCAACCGACUGCGCUCUGCUCUUCCCGUUCCUGGCUGGCGUCUUCCUGUCGCUCAGCGCGUGCUUCCUCAACGCUGCUCCGUCCACGGCGGCAUCAAUCAGGUGCGUAAAGCCCGCUCAGCGGUCGCUGGCGCUCGGCAUCAGGCAGGUCAUCGGACGCCUUGUGGGGUCCAUCCCGGCACCAGUGAUCUUCGGUGGCAUACUGGACCAAACGUGCUUGUCCUGGCAUC
Messenger RNA from Rhipicephalus sanguineus (brown dog tick), 1056 nucleotides. RefSeq names its product solute carrier organic anion transporter family member 4C1-like. Gene Ontology annotation, cellular component: membrane. Gene Ontology annotation, biological process: sodium-independent organic anion transport; transmembrane transport. The record is from RefSeq and is a predicted model, not a curated record. Lineage: Eukaryota; Metazoa; Arthropoda; Arachnida; Ixodida; Ixodidae. The coding region runs from base 67 to 936 and encodes 289 amino acids. The transcript has 8 exons. Gene Ontology annotation, molecular function: protein binding.